Aegilops tauschii subsp. strangulata is the source of this 1829-nucleotide messenger RNA. Its product is annotated as noroxomaritidine synthase-like. NCBI's taxonomy places the organism in Eukaryota, Viridiplantae, Streptophyta, Magnoliopsida, Poales, Poaceae. Gene Ontology annotation, molecular function: oxidoreductase activity, acting on paired donors, with incorporation or reduction of molecular oxygen; monooxygenase activity; iron ion binding. The record is from RefSeq and is a predicted model, not a curated record.
UGCUGCAUGCCUUCUUCCCUCUGCAUCUCAUAACUUUGUUCAACCAUGGUCUCCUUCUGGAGUUUCCUUCUGUCCUACCCUGAAGUUUUCCUAGCCAUUGCUUGCUUCUUCUGCCUCUCCCUCUUCCGCCUUGUCCGACACUGCCACAAGAGUGACCUCCCGGUGAACUGGCCUGUUAUUGGGAUGCUUCCCUUCCUCGUGAGAAAUCUGUACCAAAUUCAUGACAGUGUCACCGAUAUGCUCCGCGAGGCGGGAUGCACCUUCAGGAUCAUUGGCCCGUGGUUCCUCAACAUGAGCUUCUUGGCGACCUGCGACCCAGCCACUGUCAACCACUGCUUCAAUACCAACUUCAACAACUACCCAAAAGGCAGUGAGUUCGCCGAGAUGUUCGACAUCCUAGGUGAUGGGCUCCUUGUGGCGGACUCUGAGUCCUGGGAGUACCAGCGCCGUGUGGCGAUGCAAGUCUUUGCUAGCCGCGCCUUCCGGUCCUUCUCCAUGUCCACCAUCACGAGGAAGGCCGGCACAGUCUUGUUACCCUUCCUUGACCACAUGGCUAAGCACGGCUCACAGGUUGAGCUGGAGGGUGUCUUCAUGAGGUUCUCACUUGAUGUCUCGUACUCCACUGUGUUUGCAACUGACCUUGACUGCUUGUCUGUGUCUCACCCGAUCCCUGCGUUUGGCCAAGCCACAAAGGAAGUCGAGGAGGGAAUGCUGUUCAGGCAUGUUGUUCCACCAAGUUUGUGGAAGCUCUUGAGAAUGCUGAAUGUUGGCAGCGAGAAGAAGAUGGCGAAUGCAAGGGUGGUGAUCGACCAAUUCAUCUAUGAGGAAAUCGCGAAGCGGAAGGCACAAGCAACCAAGCAAUGCCAGGGAGACGUGCUGUCCAUGUACAUGAACUGGCCCAUGGAUCCCAGCAUGAGUGAGCAGCAAAAGACCCUGUUCCUGCGCGACACAGUGGUGGGGUUCAUCUUUGCUGGGAAGGACCUCGUUGCCGUUACACUCACGUGGUUCUUCUACAUGAUGUGCAAGCAUCCGCAUGUUGAGGCGAAGAUCCUCGAGGAGAUCAAGGCCCUGCAGAGCACUACAUGGCCAGGGAACCUCUCUGUCUUCGAGUGUGACAAGCUCCGGCCUGCUAUUUACCUGCAAGCUGCACUCCUCGAGACACUCAGGCUCUUCCCGGCGACCCCAUUCGAGGAGAAGGAGGCCCUCAACGAUGAUGUCCUCCCAGACGGUACCAUGGUGAGCAAGGGCACAAGGAUCGUGUUCUCGCUCUACGCCAUGGGGAGGAUCAAAGGGAUAUGGGGCAAGGAUUGCAUGGAAUUCAGACCAGAGCGGUGGAUCUCGAAGAGCGGGCGCCUUCGGCACGAGCCAAGCUACAAGUUCCUGUCCUUCAAUUCCGGGCCCAGGAGCUGCCUUGGGAAGGACCUUGGUCUCAGCAACAUGAAGAUGGCAGCUGCUUCCAUCAUAUACAACUUCAAGGUGGAGCUGGUGGAAGGCCACGCCGUGAUGCCCGAGAGCGCUGUGAUACUGCACACACGGAACGGGAUGAUGGUUCGGCUCAAGAGAAGGGAGCUGGUAGCUGCUUGAUCUUUACUGCUAUCUGUUUUCUUACUUGGGUUAUUUAUGCGUAUCGAACAGAACUAAAUGCAGAAUCCAUGAGAUGGAAUGGAAUAACUAAACAUAAUCUGCUUGUAGUGUUGAGAUUGUCACCGUGACAAGCUAUCUGUUCGUAGUGUUGGAAUUGUCACCAUGUAACAAGCUAUCUGUUCUUAGUGUCGGAAUUGUCACCAUGUCAUGGGAACAGAAUAUUAUAGUGAUUGGUCGUGUGAUGA